Cylicocyclus nassatus is the source of this 363-nucleotide messenger RNA. NCBI's taxonomy places the organism in Eukaryota, Metazoa, Nematoda, Chromadorea, Rhabditida, Strongylidae. The record is from the annotation of a GenBank genome assembly.
AUGUCCGUUGAUCAGAACAAUGCUGGUUCAUGGGUGCUUAUCGGAAAUCUGCACAUGUCUAAACAUGAAUGGGGACGUGGUCAAAAGAAAUUUGAAGAAGUGUUGAAUAAGAUGGAUAAAGAAGAUGCUUACUCAUGGAAAAAGACUGACGACCGUACCCAAGAAGGGAAGUACAUGGAUAGAGCUCUACAGAUGUUUGGUAAAGCGUUGAAAAUUGAGCCAAAAAACAUCUGGGCAGCAAAUGGAAUAGGCUGCGUAUUAGCAUCGAAAGCAAUGUGGCAAGAUGCCCGUGACAUCUUCGCUCAAUUCCAGCAUCUUAUCUCGGUUGCAGGACGAAAUCGGAUGAUUUAUGCCCUGACCUAG